AUGCCGUCCAUUCCUCAGGAGGUUACUCAUAAUACUCUUUUACCCCUUUCCCUUCCAGUGCAACCAGAGGCAUACGAAGGAGAUGAGUUCUUCUGUAUAUUUACCCCCCGCAUUCAUCGUGACAGCCAACUUGCCGAUGCUGGGUGCUGGCAAUGCCAGGAAGAUUUACUGGGCUCUCAAGGACGUGCCCAUACAGAAGCGGUUCGGAACAGAAGUAAUAAGAGCUAUGCAGUUGGCUGUAUCAAUCCUACCGUUGGCAACUUUACAGCUCUUUGUGCAAGUGAGGCAAUUCCUGAGCGUCUUGCUUUGAUCUCGUAUAUUGUUGAGUACGCUUACGUCCAUGAUGAUGUUAUUGAGUAUGCAGAAGAGAAAUCCGAGAAGCAGCUUUGGGAAGCUAAUCAUCAAUUGAUGGAAGGUCUCGAUGACGGUGGAGAUGCCCGGCUUUCUACGAGAAACAAUGUGAGAAGACAGCUACAAGCCAAAAUGGCAACGGAGCUAUUGGAAGUCGACAAGGACCAAGGCAAAGAAAUCCUUCGUCUUUGGAAAGAGAUGUCGCAAGUCUUUGUCGGAAUCAGAGACAUUGAUUUCCAUGUUCUGGACGACUAUCUCCCAUCUCGUGCUAUUGAUGCUGGAUGCCCGUAA
Molecule: messenger RNA, 642 nt
Organism: Penicillium taxi
Lineage: Eukaryota; Fungi; Ascomycota; Eurotiomycetes; Eurotiales; Aspergillaceae
Exons: 3
Coding region: 1-642 (213 amino acids)
Source: RefSeq, a predicted model, not a curated record